UAAAACAAUUUUCAAAGUUACAGAGAAAGAGAGAUACCAUAUCGUUUGGUGUUUGAUUAAUUAACAUGUAGAAUGAUAAUUCAAUCUCACUAUGAUAUUUAUAAGGCUGCGUAUUCCCUCUUCGCCGUAGCUCGAGUAUUUCUGGACGGUGCGAUUCCAAUCAAAUGCCGCUUGGUCUAUUACUCUGAUGCUCGGAAAAUUAAGAACAAUGAUUCUGAAGCCUCUCUCAUUUCCAUCGAAUUUAAGGUACGCUACUAAAGCCCAGCUUCCCCUUCUCUGUCGCCUCUUCUUCAGCACAAACCCCACCUCUGUCGACCAAGACGCAGAGGUCGUUUAUCGCAUCAUCACUCGCUCAUCCUCUCCUGAAGACCUAAAACAAUCUAUAAAUUCCAGUGGGAUUUUUCCCAAUAACGAUUUGAUCGAUAAAGUUCUCAAAAGGGUCAGGUUUGGUCAUGGGAACCCCUUGCAAGCACUUGAGUUCUUUAAAUUCACUGCCAAUAGAAAAGGGUUUUAUCAUACUUCGAAUUCUUUAGAUACCAUGCUUUAUAUAUUGGGCAGGAGUCGUCAAUUUGAUCAUAUUUGGGAUGUUUUGAUUAAAAUGAAGAGGAAAGACCCGUCUUUGAUUUCCUCACGAACUAUGCAAGUGGUUUUGGGUAGAAUUGCUAAGGUAUGCUCUGUUAGGCAGACUGUGGAAUCUUUUAGAAGGUUCAAGAAGUUGGUUCCUGUGUUUGAUACCAUUUCUUUCAAUGCACUGUUGAGGACCUUGUGUCAAGAGAAGAGCAUGGCCGAUGCUAGAAAUGUGUAUCACACAUUGAAGAAAGAGUUUAGGCCUAAUUUACAGACUUUUAAUAUACUUUUAUCAGGUUGGAAAUCAUCAGAGGAAGCAGAGUCAUUCUUUGAGGAAAUGAAGGAAUUGGGUGUCAAGCCUGAUGUUGUCUCUUAUAAUUCUUUGAUUGAUGUCUAUUGUAAGGGAAGGGAGAUGGAGAAGGCCUACAAGGUGCUUGAGAAAAUGAGAGAGGAGGAUAUAUCACCAGAUGUGAUAACAUAUACCAGCAUCAUUGGAGGGUUGGGAUUGAUAGGUCAACCUGAUAAAGCUAGAGAUGUAUUAAAGGAAAUGAAGGAGUAUGGAUGCUACCCAGAUGUUGCAGCAUAUAAUGCUGCUAUUAGGAAUUAUUGUAUUGCAAAGAGGCUUGGUGAUGCUUCAAGUUUGAUGGAGGAGAUGGUGAGCCAGGGUUUCAAUCCAAAUGCUACUACUUACAAUUUGUUCUUUAGGGUAUUUUAUUGGUCAAAUGACUUGAGGAGGUCGUGGAGUUUGUAUAGAAGGAUGAUGGAUGCUGGGUGCUUGCCUAAUACACAGUCUUGUAUGUUUUUAGUUAGGUUGUUCAAGAAGCAUGAAAAGGUGGAUCUAGCUCUACUGCUUUGGAAUGACAUGGUGGAGAAGGGUUUUGGUUCAUAUACUUUGGUGUCUGAUGUGUUGUUUGAUUUACUUUGUGAUUUCGGGAGGUUGGCAGAAGCGGAGAAGUGUUUCUUGCAGAUGAUUGAGAAAGGGCAGAAACCAAGCAAUGUUGCUUUCACGAGGAUCAAAGUUCUCAUGGAAUUGGCAAACAAGCAUGACGCACUCCAAAACUUAUCAGAGAAGAUGGCAAGCAUGACACAGCAAUUAAUCUAUUGAGUAGGGGGGUGUGGCCGUGGCUGUGCAACCUGAAAAGGAAAUUAUAUUGAAGAAGAAACCUCUGAAAAAGAAUCGGGAGGGAAAUUAUAUUGAAGAAGAAACCUCUGAAAAAGAAUCGGGAGGUGGUUGUGACGGGGAUGAGCGUGGUAACCUCAAUACGUCAAGAUGCAGAUACAUUCUAUAAUAAUCUUCUUGAUGGUGUCAGUGGAAUAAGUGAGAUUGAGGCUUUUGACUGCUCUCAGUUUCCCACUAAAAUUGCAGGUGAAAUCAAAUCUUUCUCAGCAGAUGGAUGCGUCUCACCCAAGCUUUUUAAGAGGGCAGAUAAAUCUGUGCUUUACUUGCUCACUGCAGGCAAGAAAGCCUUGGCAGAUGCUGGAAUUACAGAACAAGUUAUGAAUGUUUUGGAUAAAACUAGAUGUGGGGUUGUUAUUGGCUCUGCAUUGGGAGGCAUGAAAAUUUUAAUGAUGCAAUAGAAGCAUUGAGGGUUACAUAUAAAAAGAUGAAUCCAUUUUGUGUACCAUUUGCAACAACUAAUGUGGGUUCAGCUAUACUAGCAAUGGAUUUGGUAAGCUCAAAAAGCUAGAUAGAUUAGUACUACAUAACAAAUUUCUUGGUGCAGCAGAUUGCACUUUACUGGUUGCCCAAUUGCAGGGAUGGAUGGGCCCUAACUACUCAAUCUCUUCUGCUUGUGCAACUAGCAACUUUUGCAUACUUAAUUCAGCAAACCACAUCAUCAGAGGGGAAACAGUAGAUCUCAAAAUUUUAAAGCUGUGCUCUUUUUAACUGUGGAAUUUGCAGGACUUGAUGCUUUGUGGUGGUUCUGAUGCAGCCAUUAUUCCAUUAGGUAAUGUUGUUGGUUUCAAGAAUGAGAAUUUUUUAAGUCUAUGAACUAACUGAUAGC
Molecule: messenger RNA, 2573 nt
Organism: Manihot esculenta (cassava)
Lineage: Eukaryota; Viridiplantae; Streptophyta; Magnoliopsida; Malpighiales; Euphorbiaceae
Product: putative pentatricopeptide repeat-containing protein At1g02420
Exons: 5
Coding region: 188-1672 (494 amino acids)
Molecular function (GO): protein binding
Source: RefSeq, a predicted model, not a curated record